AUGAAGAGCACCUGCUUGAACAUUCUGUUCCUGGCCGCCGCUGCCAACGCUCAGCGCGUCGUCCAGGCUAGCAUCCAGCACUUUGAGAGCAAGGAGCUGGGGCCUGCGGUGCCGCUGAUCAAUCUCGGCCUCGGCACCCCGGCACAGAACAUCACCGGCAUCUUUGACACGGCCUCCUCCGACAUCAUCGUCCCCGAGGCCGCCCCAUUUAAGCCCGACGCCGUCGCCGGCCUCCAGCUUCUGGCUGGGGAGAGCUUCAAUGCGACACUAAGUCGAGGUGAGCACUUUGAAGGCGACUACGCCAAGACUACUGUUACUCUUGAUGGUGUCGAAGUGCCCGACGCGCAGGUCGGUUUCGCGUCCAACAUCCAGACGCAAGCGAACAUCUCCGAUUUCGCAGUGGUUGGCGUGGGACUGGUCGCUCGUGAAGCGACGGUGAACAAGUACAACAACCUUCCGAGGAUAUUAAACGUAUCUGGCGUCACCAACAGCCAGGCUUACAGUGUUGUCCUCAACGCGACCCCAUCGGGCAACGGCAGUGUCUUUUUUGGCGGUAUUGACCGCUCCAAGUUUACGGGCGACCUCCAGCAGGUCCCACUCGUCAAGGACAAGGCGGGCCAGUUCUCCGAGUUCCUUGUCGAACUGAGCUCCAUUGCCUUGGUCCCGGCGGCAGCGCCAGCCAAGGUCAGGCGCAGCACGCGCCAGGAGCGGCGCGAGCAAAUCAGGCGCAUGUCAUGGCACAAGAAGCGCCAGGGCUUCAGCUUCGAUGGUGGUGAAGAAUCCUCUGGCUUUGGCCCUGGUGAUCAAUCGUUUGGCUCUGGCCCUGGCGAUCAAACAUUUGGCCCUGGUCAAUCAUUUGGCCCUGGUGAUCAAUCAUUUGGCCCUGGCCCUGGUGAUCAAUUAUUCGGCCCUGGCUCCGGCGGACUAUCCAACCAAAUUCAGGACCCCAUUCAGGGGGGCACAUUCGAAGGUCCCGCCGGUGGCUUCGAUAACAGCUUCCGGAAACCUACUGUUGACGAAAACGAGGGUACCCCCAAUGGGAUCGAUGGCGGUUUCCAGAGUCCUUCUGAUGACGGAACCAAGGUUCUUCCUGGUGGCUUCGAUAACGGAUUCCAGGAUGGAAAUCAGGGUAUUCCCGGUGUCCCCAGUAACAACCCUACAGACAGCAAGAAGCCCGGCAACAACCAGGGCAUCAUUGAUGGCAACAACCCUGUGAACAACGAUGGCGGCAAGAAAAAGGGCAUCACGGAUGGCAUCACUGAUGGUAACAAUCAGGGCAUCAAGGAUGGCAACAACCAGGGCAUCAAGGAUGGCAACAACCAGGGCAUCAAGGAUGGCAACAACCAGGGCAUCAAGGAUGGUAACAAACCUGUAAACAACGAUGGUGGCAAGAAGAAGGGCAUCACGGAUGGCAUCACGGAUGGCAACAACCAGGGCAUCACUGAUGGCAACAAUCAGGGCGUCACUGAUGGCAACAACCCUGUGAGCAACGACGGUGACAAGAACAAGGAGCCCCUCAACCAAGAAGACCCCAGCAACAGCCCUGUGAACAACAACGACGGCAAGAAGAAUGAACUCCCCAAUCAAGAAGCCCCCACAGAAACACGCAAGCAAGGUGCCCCCAAAACAACAUCCAAGCAAGCAGCCCCUAAAGAAACACCCAAGCAAGAAGCACCCAAGCAAGAAGCACCAAAGCUAGAAGCACCCAAGCUAGAAGCACCCAAGCUAGAAGCACCCAAGCUAGAAGCCCCGAAAAGAACAUCCAAGCUAGCAGCCCCCAAAACAACAUCCACGCAAGCAGCCCCCAAAACAACAUCCUCCAAGCAAGCAGCCCCCAAAGAAACACCCAAGCAAGAAGCCCCCAAGAAAGAAGCCCCCAAAAAGGACAACGGCGGCGGCCAGCCUGCCAAACUCAUCGCCGCGACCGAUCUCGGUCUCGAUCAGCGCAGCGCCGUUACCCUCAUGAACACGGCCGGCGGCGCAAUGGCGCUGCCCGCCGCCGUCGUCGCGAAGAUGGCUGGCGCGCUCGGUACCAGCUUUUCCGCGACAAAUGGCCUCGGCCCCGUCGAUUGCGGCCGUCUGGGCGGCGACGCGGCUCUGCUCAUGCGCUUCCGCAACGACACCGUCGAGGCGCGCGUUCCGCUCAGCAACCUACGCGUCUCCGCGGAGUUGGCGGACCCGGCGAUUGCGCAACGCGGCCUCUGUGAGGUGGCUGUCCGGCCGGUCCCGGACGGCGGCGAGGAGCCCAACGUCGCCACGCUGCCGUUCUUUGCAGCCAUGUAUACUGUCUUUGAUCUCGGCAACAGAAGCCUGUGGUUCGCGCAGGCCAGUGGUGACCCCUCCGUGCCAGGCGCGCAGCUCGAGGAGUUCCCUUAG
Messenger RNA from Beauveria bassiana ARSEF 2860, 2376 nucleotides. RefSeq names its product eukaryotic aspartyl protease. NCBI's taxonomy places the organism in Eukaryota, Fungi, Ascomycota, Sordariomycetes, Hypocreales, Cordycipitaceae. Bases 1 to 2376 code for a protein of 791 amino acids. The record is from RefSeq and is a predicted model, not a curated record. Gene Ontology annotation, molecular function: aspartic-type endopeptidase activity. Gene Ontology annotation, biological process: proteolysis. The transcript is spliced from 2 exons.